Arachis ipaensis is the source of this 878-nucleotide messenger RNA. Lineage: Eukaryota; Viridiplantae; Streptophyta; Magnoliopsida; Fabales; Fabaceae. The record is from RefSeq and is a predicted model, not a curated record.
CCAAUACAGUCCACACUCCACACUCCACAGAGUGAAUCUAACUCAAACCCUAAUCCUAAAUUCACAUUUUUUCUCCUGAAUCUCCCAAUUUUUAUGGCGAAGCAGAAGUAUGUGGUUCCUCUUAAAGACUCUGACCAUGAAGAAGAAAAAGAUAGCAGCGAGGAAGAGGAUGAAGUUGCUUCAUCCAACGAAGACGAAGACACAGAUGAAGAUGAAGGCGAAGAUGAACGUGACAAGCACGUGCUGCUUCCCAGGAAGCCUCAACCGAUAAUGUUUUCCAAACCCUCGUCUUCUUCAUCUGAAGUCGAAUCGGAUUCGGAGCCCGAGCCCGAGCCUGAGCCUGAGUCUCUAUUGGAAAAUGCUAAAGCCUCUUCAAAGUUGAAGUCUCAACCUUCGUCUGCUGUCAGUGAAGCCAAAUCCGGGUCAAAGGCGCAGCCAAGAACAGUAUCGACCACUCGAACCAACCAAAGCGUGGGAAGAAGGCACAGGACGAUCACGCCGCCGGCUCCGAUGAAGAGGAUCCGAAUAAAUCACGUGACGAGUCCAAAUCCAUCUUUCAGAAGGCUUUCAGUGAGAAAGAUGAGAUUGGUAUCGAGAAGGCUGGGAAGAGUACUCCAAAGAAGGCACUAGUGCCUCGUUCAAAUGGGAAAGGUGAAGCAAAGUCUUUGGAUUCAAAUGAAGGUAAAAGGAUGAGUGAAUUGUGUGGGACUGGUUUAGCUUUGACUUCAAUGUUAAGGUUCGAUGGGAUUUUUGGUGAGCCUUACGGUGAAGGUUAUAUUAGAAAGGGAAUAGAGUUGCUUGGAGUCUCAAAGAGAGAAGAGAUCGAGGCUAGGUGGAGGAAGUUCGAAGAUGCUGAAAAAAAAUUGUAUGCGGAGAUA